Cydia fagiglandana is the source of this 1311-nucleotide messenger RNA. Its product is annotated as carboxypeptidase B-like. Gene Ontology annotation, biological process: proteolysis. Lineage: Eukaryota; Metazoa; Arthropoda; Insecta; Lepidoptera; Tortricidae. The record is from RefSeq and is a predicted model, not a curated record. Gene Ontology annotation, molecular function: metallocarboxypeptidase activity; zinc ion binding. Bases 48 to 1310 code for a protein of 420 amino acids. The transcript is spliced from 7 exons.
UAUACUUAUUAUUUAAAUAUAAAUAGUACAAUAUUAUCAACUGAGAAAUGGCCAAGCUGUUAGUAAUUAUAUUCAGUAUCCUCGGGUGCCUUUGGCGUGUAAAUGGGAUAAAUAAAUAUAACAACUACACACUCAUACAAAUCACGCCAUACGACAACAAACAGCUGAAGGCGCUAAUGACGCUCGCUGAUUCAGAUGACGUGGACAUAAUGAAACGCAGCCACGGGUUGAACGACACUACUGAUGUGCUGGUGUCCCCAAAAGAUCGGAUGAAGGUGGAAAAGUUUGCCAAGAUAAGACGGAUGGGCGUGAAAUGUGUAGAUCAUUAUGGCAGAUAUUUUGAUAAGGAAGUGGCACUGAUAAGAAAACAUGACCAGUACCAGUCAUUACAAUAUAAUUCCUACACAGAUAUAUCAAAACACUUAAAAACUCUAUCAAAAGAAAAUCGGCGCUAUGUAAAACUUCAGAACCUUGGCAGGAGCUACGAACGUCGAGUAUUAACCCUGAUCAAGAUCUCCGCUAACCACAAAGCUCGGAAUCCAAUCAUAUUUAUAGACGCAGGUGCGCACGCACGAGAGUGGGCGGCCCCUGCGUUUGCUAUGUACAUAAUCGACCAGCUAACGAUGGCCGCAAAGAAACCGACCCACGAAACGGAGUGGCUGCGCGGCGUGGACUGGUACAUACUGCCCGUGGUUAAUCCUGACGGCUAUGAGUACUCGAGAUCGGACCCUGACAACCGUAUGUGGCGAAAAUCAAGAUCGAAAACAUGGAGGGAGGGGUGCUUCGGGGCAGAUAUCAAUCGAAAUUACGACUUCAUGUGGGGUUAUCGCGGGGCUUCUUUCGAUCCCUGCAACUUUCAAACGUACGCUGGUGAAAAGGCUUUCUCUGAACGCGAGACGAGACUCGUCCGCAAAGUAAUGAAGACUAACUCCAAACGUAUAAAACUGUAUAUAUCUAUACACUCAUACGGAGAAUACUUUGUUUAUCCUUAUGGUUUUACGGGGAGUUAUUUGCCAGAUGAAUGGGAGAAGCUACAUCGUCUUGCACAAGUGUAUUCCAAGGCUGUAGUUAAAGCAGGCGGGCGACCGUUUAAGAUCAUGAGCGCUGGGCAAUGGUACCCAGCUGCCGGAGGGAGCGAUGACUACGCUUUUGCAGUGGAAAAGAUCCCAUAUGCAUACACUUUGGAAAUUACUGACGGCUACCAAUUCAUCUUUCCAGAGGGACUCUUGCGCACAGUUCUGCCACAGUAUUACGAAGGUUUAAAAGUUUUGGCUGAAGAAAUCAAACGGGAAUUUCCCAAUAAAGGUUGAA